AUGGCCGCCGAACCAGCAAAGCAAUCAGCGCUCCAAUCGCUAAGAAAUUGGGGAGAAAACUCCGUCCCUCCAACCCUCCUAGCAACUCUAAUCACCGCCCAACAUGCACGCCCCUUCCAGCCUCUACCCAUGCUCUUCCCACCAAUCCUGCUUUUCUCAUCCUACCUAAACCUUUCCAACUACAAGACCGAUGCGGCGGGUGUCACUGCAGCCUGGAGUGGCUUGUAUGCUUUGCUCGCCAUGCGCCGGUCACAAGGUCUUAAGAACAAGUUCACUGUACGAGGCGCAGUAAGAGGUGCAUCUCUCGCACUCUGCGCCGUCAACAUUGUCGGAUGUGGAUUGGCAUACACGUUUGGGAAGAGGGAGAAGGAAGAGAAGAGUGCUUAA
Molecule: messenger RNA, 387 nt
Organism: Parastagonospora nodorum SN15
Lineage: Eukaryota; Fungi; Ascomycota; Dothideomycetes; Pleosporales; Phaeosphaeriaceae
Exons: 3
Coding region: 1-387 (128 amino acids)
Source: RefSeq, a predicted model, not a curated record